Molecule: messenger RNA, 2221 nt
Organism: Linum tenue
Lineage: Eukaryota; Viridiplantae; Streptophyta; Magnoliopsida; Malpighiales; Linaceae
Source: the annotation of a GenBank genome assembly
AAAGAGCUGCUUCCAUCCCAAUAACAUCUCCAAGCUCGACUUCGAUCCGACAUUGGAGCAAAAUGGAGUUCGUCUCCUGCUCGUUUGCGCCAGGAACUGGAACUGGAACUGGGCAGAAAAAGGGUUCGGAAAUCUCAUUUUCCGGUUUCACGUUUGUUUCUCAAGAAACCUCGAGGUUUUGGGGGGGCCUUAUAUACAAGGGAAACGGCGCCGUCUCCCUUGUUGACUCUUUUAUUGGGGUUACCUUAUUUAGAUUUACAGAGGCAUGCCCGCAUUGCGCCAUCAGGCAGUUAAAAAGGACAAAUCAGAGGAUUCUUAUUACAGACUUACAGUGUCGGAUUCAUUCUAUUCUACUUCCGGAAUCGCGGGUGCGUGCGUCGUUACAGUUCCUGAAAUUGUUUGGCUUUCCAGAUUUGGGGAGGUGGAGGGAAUCACAAAGGUCGGAGCUUGGAAACCUCAAGCGACAAACACACCCAAAUUCUAACCAAUCAAGGAAAAGGAACACAAAGAGAGCAAACAGCCGCCGCACGGAAAGCCGUCGUCACCCCUAUUCCCCCCAGCAAAGCAAUAUUUAUUCCUUCCUCUUUAAGGCAGGCAGGUGCGAUCCCAAACUACCCCCAAUAAGAUCAUUCCAACUUCCCAUUUCGAGUUCGUGCUUUCUGUGUGGAGUUGCUCUUUCCUGGGCCUUUCUUACACGCUGGAGAAAGUAUACUAGAGUUUGGCAGCCUGGUUAAAUUAUCAGCUAAGAAGGGCAGAGUUUAUGUCUGAGAACUAAAUUAAUAACUGUUGAUUCCUUAAACAGUAGAUAUGGAAACAGUUAACUAUGAGUUAGAAAUAAGUCAUGUUGUGGUAGAAAGCAAGGAAACACCAACGAAUCGGGAAAAUGUUGAUAGUACUAGUGCUACUGAAAAGGUCGAAGCAGGUAGCCUGCCUAUUUGUGAUAUAAAUAAAAGUAUCUUGGCUGUAAGUUUCUCUGAUGACAAUGAGGACAGUGGAACAGCAGUCACUGCAACUACGAGCAGUGUCGAUGGUUCUGAAGAAACCAUCAUGUUUCCAUUUUAUUUAAGGUUUCCUUCACAAUGUUCUAGGAGGAAAAAGCUGCUUAUUCUUGAUUUGAAUGGGCUACUUGUCGAUGUAGUUACUUGUCCUCCAAAGGAUCGUACUCCAGACAAAAGGGUUGGAUUUCGAUCAUUUUUUGUAAGGCCGUAUUAUCUGGAUUUUCUCAAUUUUUGCUUUCGGAAAUUUGAAGUAGCUGUAUGGUCAUCAAGAACAAGAAAGAACAUCAGUAUCUUGAUUGAUUACUUGUUUGGAGAUUUGAAGAACAGUUUGUUAUUUUGUUGGGAUCUAUCCCAUUGCACAACAACACAGUUCAAGACAGUAGAGAACAAGCACAAACCUCUGGUAUUCAAAGAACUAACAAAGGUUUGGAAUAAAGAGGACCCUCAACUUCCAUGGGAGAGAGGGUACUUCAAUGAAUCAAACACAUUGUUGGUGGAUGAUUCUCCCUAUAAAGCAUUACUUAAUCCUGUAAGUUGUAUGGUGAUAUCUUCAUGUUUUCUGCCAGUCACUUAUUCUGACGUAAUAAUCGAUGUCUCUAUAAUCCUUGAUACUUAUUUCCUUCGUGGUGUGUUACCGAAUGACAAGACAGGCUAACUCUGGCAUCCAUCCUGAUCCCUACAGCUAUGAGGAUCUCAACGAUAACUCACUAGGUGUUGAUGGUGACUUAAGAGUAUAUCUUGAGCAGUUAUCCGAAGCUGUUAAUGUACAGAAGUUUGUUGAGACCAACCCAUUUGGUCAAAAGCCUGUUGCUGAAGGGAAUGCAGAAUGGAGCUUCUACCAUGAAGUUAUAAGCACAUUGUAUCCUUCCCGAGUUGAAGGCAGGAGGAAAUACGUCUCUUCGGUGUUAACUUGAUGGAAGGAAGCCCUGUAGGUGCAUAGAAGAAGUAGCCAAGCAUUUUCCUCCAGUCAUUUGAAUAUAGACGAACCCUUGAUUGAAUAUAGUUGAAUGACAACUACAAGAGACCUACAAUUUUCUUCUUAAGAGUUAUUUGGGGAGGAGUUUUUUUUAUUUUAGUUAGUUUCAUGCUUCAGUUUACUAAGAAGACUAGGCUAGAAGUUGCAUAUAGGUCUUUCAGCGGGGGAAUUCCACAUGGCUACAUGGCUUGUUGAAUGUUUCCCUAGCUGUUGGGUUUAGCUAUUUUCCAUUACAUGAUAAAUGAUA